This is a messenger RNA of Striga hermonthica, 2679 nucleotides long. The record is from the annotation of a GenBank genome assembly. NCBI's taxonomy places the organism in Eukaryota, Viridiplantae, Streptophyta, Magnoliopsida, Lamiales, Orobanchaceae.
AUGAUUGCCAGAUUAGGCUUUGUUGUUGCUGCUUCUAUUGCAGCGUAUGCAGUAAAGCAGAUUAGUGUCAAGAGUUCAAAGCCAGCAGAUAAUUCUCUAAAAGAUGAUGGGGAAGACAGGGAGGACGCCAGGUGUUCGAAAAAUGGCCUCACAGGGGUUAUUGCCGAGCAAGAAGAAGAAGAGGAAGAAGAAGAAGAAGAAGAAGAAAAGGAGGAAGUGAAACAAAUAAGCAGCAUCAUAAAUACCACCUUAAGCACCCCAUCAGAUUUUGACGACGAGCUCUUACCGGAAUUCGAGAGCCUAUUAUCCGGCGAAAUUGAUUUCCCGCUCCCCGCGGACAAAUUCUCGUCAGCCACAGCAAAAGAUCUUGAAAGUGACCGAAUUUACGAGAAUGAGAUGGAAAACAAUGCCAGCGAGCUUCAACACCUGCGUAACCUCGUUAAAGAAUUGGAAGAGCGCGAAGUAAAGCUCGAGGGGGAGCUUCUAGAAUAUUAUGGCCUGAAAGAGCAAGAGUCAAGCAUAGCCGAGCUACAAAAGCAGCUCAAGAUCAAGACUGUCGAGAUCGACAUGCUUAAUAUCACGAUAAGCUCUUUACAGGCUGAGAGGAAAAAGCUUCAGGAGGAGAUUUCUCAAGGGGCUGCAGCCAGAAAAGAGCUUGAGCUCACGAAAAAGAAAAUCAAAGACUUGCAGAAGCAGAUUCAAAUGGAAGCUAACCAGACCAAAGGCCAGCUUUUGCUGCUAAAGCAGCAAGUGAGUGGGCUUCGGGUCAAGGAGCAGGAAGCAUUUCAGAAAGAGGAGGAGGUGGAGAAGAAGCUGAAAUCUGUAAAGGAGUUGGAGGUGGAGGUUAUGGAGCUCAAGAGGAAGAAUAAGGAGCUUCAGCACGAAAAGAGGGAGUUGGUUGUUAAGUUGGAUGCGGCCGAAGCUAAUGUCAAAGUGCUUUCGGACAUCACGGAGACUGAAAUGGUGGCCAAAGUUCGAGGAGAAGUCAACACCCUGCGCCACAUGAACGAGGACCUUGUGAAGCAAGUGGAAGGCCUCCAGAUGAACCGCUUCAGCGAGGUUGAGGAGCUCGUGUACCUCCGCUGGGUCAAUGCCUGCCUCCGCUUCGAACUCCGCAACUACCAGAACCCCUCCGGCAAAAUCUCGGCCCGUGACCUCAACAAGAGCCUGAGCCCGCGGUCCCAGGAUCGGGCCAAGCAGCUGAUGCUCGAGUACGCGGGAUCCGAGCGUGGAGGAGGAGGUGACACUGACCUGGACAGCAACUUCGACAACAUGUCUGUCGACAGCGAGGACUUGGACAACACAUCCAUCGACAGCUCUACCAGCAGGCUCAGCAAAAAACCUGGGCUGCUCCACAAGCUCAAGAGGUGGGGGGGCAGCAAGUCCAGAGACGAGCCUGGGUCCUUUUCCUCUCCUUCCAGGUCCAGCAUGAGCAGCAGCAGCCACAGGCCCAAGGGCCCUCUGGAGGCACUCAUGCUGAGGAACGCGGGAGAUGGCAUGGCAAUCACAUCAUUUGGGACAGGCGAGCAGGAUGAUUCUCCUGACAACGUGGCCUCGUCUUUCAAGGUAAUGUCCAAGUCAGUCGAGGAUGUCCUGGAUGAGAAGUACCCUGUGUACAAGGACCGACACAAGCUGGCCCUGGAGAGGGAGAAGCAGAUCAAGGAGAAGGCCCAGCAGGCGAGGGCUGUCAAAUUCCGGGAUAAUCCCAAAGUUGUCCUGCCCCCAAAACUCUCUCUCAUAAAGGAGAAACCGGUUGUAGCGCCAGGAGAAUCUAACGUCCCGUCAAGCGCAGGAGGUCAAGUAGAUUCUUCUCCACUUGUUAGUAAGAUGCAGCUUGCACAGAUCGAGAAGAGGGCUCCGCGGGUCCUGCGGCCGCCACCCAAGCCAUCCGACAGUGGGCCCGCCAGCCCUAAUGUGAAUGCGUCGGGCUUGGGCCCAGGUGGCCCUCCCCCACCGCCACCACCUCCCGGAGGACCGCCUCGGCCACCUCCGCCGCCGGGGAGCCUCCCGAGAGGGGCGGGAGGGGACAGAGUCCACCGCGCCCCAGAGCUGGUAGAGUUCUACCAAACACUGAUGAAAAGGGAGGCGAAGAAGGAUACGUCGUCUGCACUUGUGGUGGCUGCCUCGUCCAACACGUCGGACGCAAGGAGUAAUAUGAUUGGGGAGAUUGAAAACAGAUCGUCUUUCCUCUUGGCUGUUAAAGCGGAUGUGGAGACUCAAGGAGACUUUGUACAGUCGUUGGCGACCGAAGUUCGAGCGGCUUCAUUUAAUAACGUGGAGGAUUUGGUGGCGUUCGUGAACUGGCUGGAUGAGGAGCUCUCAUUCUUGGUGGAUGAACGAGCUGUCUUAAAGCACUUUGAUUGGCCGGAAGGGAAAGCUGAUGCACUAAGAGAGGCGGCAUUUGAAUAUCAGGACCUGAUGAAAUUGGAGAAGCAGAUCAAGCUCUCAUCCGUACAACUCGCUCGAAAGUACAUGAACCGUGUCGCAUCAGAGCUUGACGCGAUGAAUGAGCCCGAGAAGGAACCCAACAAAGAAUUCUUGAUCCUACAGGGUGUCCGUUUUGCUUUCCGUGUGCAUCAGUUUGCCGGAGGAUUUGAUGCAGAAAGUAUGAAGGCAUUUGAAGAGCUAAGAGGCAGAGCUCAUGCUAAAAGUGCAGAAGAAAGUAAACCGGAAGAAUGA